GACAGCUGUUCCUCCAGGCCAGCAGGGGGCGCUCUGACAUUAACACUGUACUACACCGGUGUAGUGUCGCUCUGAUUGCGUUUCCUCUCUGUAAUAACAUCAUUAACUCUUCGUGUUUCUCUUUAUUCCUCAGAUGACUGUGCUCCCUCUGCAGUCCACACAUCAUGCUUCCACAGGGGGGUAAAGAGUUUAUGGUCCGCAUACGCUUCUUCUGGCGGCCGUUUUUCCAGGGCAGGAACCUGCUGCUCACGAACACGCUGAGCGCAGGAGGCAUGCUGGGGCUGGGAGACAUCCUGCAGCAGAAAUGGGAGACCCGCAAGAAACCAGACAGAGUCCACAACUGGAAAAGAACAGGUCACAUGUUCCUGGUGGGCUGCUCUCUGGGUCCGAUGAUGCACUACUGGUACGGCUGGUUGGACAGAGUUUAUGCGGGUCACGCUCUGAAAACGGUGGGCAAGAAGGUUCUGGUGGACCAGCUGGUCGCCUCACCAACGAUGGCUCUGUGGUACUUUGUAGGUAUGGAUGUCAUGGAGGGACACAGUCUAUCAGAGGCUUGGGAGGAGUUCAGAGACAAGUUCUGGGAACUCUAUAAGGCUGACUGGUGUAUUUGGCCGGCCGCACAGAUGAUCAACUUCUACUUCCUGUCUCCAAAAUUCCGCGUCAUCUAUAUGAACUUUAUCACCUUAGGCUGGGACACUUACCUGUCCUACCUCAAACACAGAGUCGACGGCCCUCCCUCUGCGGCGAUAUCCGACAGCAGCGACGUGGAGGUACAGCAGGAAGCGCUCCCAGCUUCCAAACAUCUGGAGGAGAAAGCUUAGAGAUUGAAUUCACUCUCACCGGUAAAGCUUGAAGGCAGAGGAGGAUUUCGCUUUCAUCAAUCCGCUCCAGUUUGUUUUGAGAAUGUGACUGAGCUCAGAGGAGUCGUGGAUCUCUGAGAUGAAGUGCUGGAACACUUUUCCUUUAAUGGCUGCUUUUUAAACUCGUCUCUCUUGGAUGUUUGUCGUGUUUAUGUCUGACUGAUGCGGGAGCGAUCAGGGAUUAGAAGCUAUUUCACUGCCGGCCACGUUGAACCAUCUGAUCGUAGUGAGAUCUUUUUAUAUCGACGUAACGACGCAGCCUCUAAACGUACAUUUCAUCAUCUUUGUGUGUUGGUUCAUCCAAAGAUUCACGUCAUGCAAAAUGUAACAGAGUGGCAUUCCUCUCAUUCCUCUGCCAUUUUUGAUCCUGAAUAAGUGAUAAUUAUUGAUGUGACUCAUGUAACCAGUUAAACUUUGCCUUAAUGCGUAGAGCUAAGCUGCUUCCAUGCCAAAUAUAUCCUGUCUGGUGGAUUCCUCUGCAGUACCUGAUCAAUAACUGCAUGAUUGUCAUUUGUAUUAAAAAUCAGAUCCCUUAUAUUUUUAUCAUAUCAA
Molecule: messenger RNA, 1412 nt
Organism: Notolabrus celidotus (New Zealand spotty)
Lineage: Eukaryota; Metazoa; Chordata; Actinopteri; Labriformes; Labridae
Product: mpv17-like protein 2
Exons: 6
Coding region: 165-821 (218 amino acids)
Biological process (GO): mitochondrial ribosome assembly
Cellular component (GO): membrane; cytoplasm
Source: RefSeq, a predicted model, not a curated record